Penicillium soppii is the source of this 1245-nucleotide messenger RNA. RefSeq lists its product as uncharacterized. The coding region runs from base 1 to 1245 and encodes 414 amino acids. The transcript is spliced from 2 exons. The record is from RefSeq and is a predicted model, not a curated record. Lineage: Eukaryota; Fungi; Ascomycota; Eurotiomycetes; Eurotiales; Aspergillaceae.
AUGUCCAACCCAGAAAGCAACCCCCGCCGGGCUCCGUCUCGUGUUCAUGAUUCCACUUACUUAGCGAUUCCUGAGAUCGAGGAGCUUGUCAAGGCGUAUGAGGUCGAAGGCAAGGACAACAAAAGAAUCCUUCACACUAUCGCCAAGGUCGUUCCUAGCCCCGUUGAACCAUUCCCGAAAGAUUGGGAACAAACUAUACACAACUUGAGAACUGCCCCGAGGAACGAGGAUCGCUGCUGGGUUAUAUUGAUUCGUGGCCUCGAGGUCCGAUUGAUUGAGUAUUAUCGUGCUCAUGAGCCUGGAGUCCGUAUGAUCCCCUGUGACUUUAUGAUUGAGGGCCGGAGUUCCGAGACUGUCCACAUUCGCACUAAUGAUACCGAGGUCAACUCUAUCCUCACCCGUCUCCCUCUUCAAUGGCCAGAGCCACUCAGCGAGAUUGAGCUUACUUGUCUAGCUGUCCAGCUCAAGGCCACCAAAAUCAAAUCUAAUGAGACUGAGUCGUUUCUUUCCGACACCAGUCUGAAAUCAUCCAAGCCAACUCUCAGUGAUGGCCUCAAAGUCAAAAAUACCAUCGAGGUGAAGCCUACUGCCGAUAGUCAAGCUGUUCUUGAGAUUAAGGCUGCCAGCAAGGCUGAGACUUUCACCCACGAUGAAGCCUCCGCUGAGAUGCAGGAUCUUGCAAAGAAUUCUACGGAGGAACCCGGCAGCACUGGAUGGUCUAAUAAAAAGCCCAAUGUUGUCGCUCAGGACACCUUCGCCCUCCAGGACAAGGCCGCCGCUCCAAUCGUGAUUCGCGCCCAUUGCACAGGCACUUCUCAGUUGAAGCCUACUUCACAGACUAGGAUUGAUCCAAAGGAUCCCCUUGCCAAAGAGAAACUUAUGGCCCGGCUCAAGUCCAUUAAAGAAGAACAGACCAAGGACAAUUUCAAGAAAGCGGUUAAAGCCAAGAUUGAUGCUGAAGAGGCAGCCGCAGCCGCUAACAUGACCAAGUCUGCUGCCCAGGAUGAGGCUCCUGCCCAAUCCAGCGCUGCUACCACGACCAAAACUUCUCCGCAGCCAAAGGCUGCCCCCGGUAAUGUAUCCUCUCAACCGGACCGGUUUUCUCAGGCGAAAAAGCUCGCGCAGCUCAAGUCUAAAGCUGCCAUGCGGACAAAGGUCAUGACACAAGCGAAGCCCACUGCUCAAAAUGAGAACACUCCUUCGGGAGCGAUUCCUUUUAAGAGCAAGAGUGGCAAUGACGCGUAG